UAAACACAUAUGGCAGCAACCACAACCAACAGAUUAUUAUGCUAUAUUCACCAACCGGCAAGUCUCGUCAUCGGAAUCUCCCAUUCUCCUACUCGUCAUCAAAAUCCCCCUUAUAGCUUUUGUGACCUAUUGGUUCCAUUUACGUUCCAUCGUCACGCAUUUUUUGAAUCAUUAUUAUCGUUGGCAAAGGCCUCGAACUUUCAUUUAUAAAGCAAAAACAAGUUUGGAUCGGCAUUAGUUGAAGUUGACUCUUCGUAGCUGAAUUAUUAAAUUCCAAUUCUUUUAGUGUAUUAUGUUUCUCUUAGAUUUUCUUAAACCCAAACCAACAAACAUGGAUUUCUACUACAUGCCCGGAUCCUCUCCAUGCCGUGCAGCUCUCAUGACUGCCAAGGCUGUCGGUGUUGAGCUAAAUCUUAAAGGAUUGAAUCUAAUGGCUGGUGAACAUUUAAAGCCAGAAUACCUCAAGAUCAACCCACAACACACAAUUCCUACAUUGGUGGAUAAUGGAUUUACUCUCUGGGAAUCUCGCGCUAUCAUGGUCUAUCUAGUAGAGAAAUAUGGAAAAUGUGAUUCCUUGUUACCAAAAUGCACCAAAAAGCGUGCUGUCGUCCAUCAACGUUUGUACUUUGAUAUGGGAACACUUUACCAACGAUUCGCUGAUUACUACUUCCCACAAAUUUUCGCCAAAGCACCUGCAGAUCCUAUGAAAUUCCAGAAAAUGGAAGAUGCUUUUAGUUUCUUUAAUACAUUCCUCGAGGGUCAAAAAUAUGCUGUUGGUGAUAGUUUUACUUUGGCCGAUAUUGCAUUGGUUGCCACUGUUUCCACCUAUGAAGCUGCCAAAUUCGAUAUCAACAAGUAUCCAAAUGUUGCCAGGUGGUACAAACAUUGCAAGACUGUCACACCCGGAAUCGAAAUCAAUGAAUCAGGAAUUGAGCAUUUCAAAAAAUUCUUUGAAUAGAUUCGUUAAAUUGUGUACCUACUGUUUAAUGUUGUGAAUGAACUUGAUGUGUUGAUUUUUUUUUUUUU
Episyrphus balteatus (marmalade hoverfly) is the source of this 1026-nucleotide messenger RNA. RefSeq names its product glutathione S-transferase D1-like. Bases 293 to 958 code for a protein of 221 amino acids. The transcript is spliced from 3 exons. The record is from RefSeq and is a predicted model, not a curated record. Gene Ontology annotation, molecular function: glutathione transferase activity. Lineage: Eukaryota; Metazoa; Arthropoda; Insecta; Diptera; Syrphidae. Gene Ontology annotation, biological process: glutathione metabolic process.